UAUGUCAAAGUAAAACACACAUGGAUGCAAGGACCCAGCAGCACAUUGCACUGUGAGAUCAGUGAUCAGUGUUAUUCACUUCACCCAUCUAUGGUUUUAAUGCUGUGUCUACUUGAGAUAUUGAUACAUUCAGAUAAACUAUAAAUUAAUCACAAACACAGUUAAAAUCAGAACAUCUAAGGGCGGACAGAUGAGGAGUGCAGCAUCUGAAAAACUGGAGUGCAUGAUGGGAACAUCACAGGUGAUGAGUUUUGUGACAGUCCAGUCUGUGAACAUCAUGUUACUGAGUCUCCUCUUUAUUCCAAAGCCUUCGACUGCUUGUCCUGAGUAUUCAGACCUCUUCAUCACUGCACCAACAGACAUGGAAGCUCUGAGUGGAUCAUGUUUACAAAUCCCAUGUAACUUUAGUGCUGCUGGACCAGUAAAGUUUGACAGCAGAAGAGCUGUCUUCGGAGUGUGGAUUAAAAAUCAGUCCAAUGUUAUUAAAUUUCCAAAAAAUGAGAUCUUCAACAGCAGUGAGACAAUUAACACCUAUCCAAUGAAUAUUACAGGAAACCUGAAGGAGAAAAACUGCACCACUCUGUUUUUCAAUUUAACCACAACUUAUACAAACACAUACUACUUCAGAAUUAUGAACUGGCCGUUCCGAGCAACAGCUGCUUGUGAUCCUCUUAAAAUAACAAUUAAAGGUGAUCCAGAUUCUCCUUGGAGGCCCAAUAUUACAAUCCCGGGUAAUCUGAAGGAGAAGGAGUCUGUCACUAUAACCUGCUCAGCUCUCACUCCCUGUCCACACUCCCCUCCUCAACUCACCUGGAAUCUCACACAAGACUCUCACAACAAAACAGAGGAAAACACAGAUGGAAGCUUUACAACUAAAAUCCAGCAGACCAUCACUCUGUCAGACACACAUGAUGGAAAGAAGAUCAGCUGCUCUGCCAGAUAUCCUGUGAACCAAGGAAAAGACACCAAGACAGCAGAGACAGAAGAGACUCUCAGUGUUUCAUUUGCUCCUAAAGACACCUCAGCAUCCAUCAGUCCAUCAGGUUUGGUGUCAGCAGGCAGCUGGGUGAACCUGAACUGCUCCAGCAGAGCCAAACCUCCAGUCAGCAGCUUCACCUGGUUCAAGAAGAGCAGAGAUGGAGCUGUGAAAGUAUCUGAAGGAGAGAUUUACAGCUUCAAUGUAACAGAUGGAGGAGUUUAUUACUGUGUGGCCACUAAUGAUCUGGGUAAUCAGACAUCAGCAGAGAUUCGUGUGACUGUUGCAGGACAUCAGAAUAGUGGUUCUUUACCACUGAGUCUGCUUCUUGGAGGCAUCCUUGGGUUCAUCUUACUGAUCUGUUUGAUUAUCUUUGCUUUCACAGCUCUCAGGUUGUUAAAGUACCAAACUCAGCAAGAGACUCAGAGUCAAACAAGUGAAGAGCUGGUUGUUGAAGAGCCGACAAGUAAAACAGAAGGAGGGGAAGAAAACAUCCAUUAUGGAGAGAUCAACUUCUCUGUGCUGGGAUAUGAAGCAUCCUCUGUCUCAGCGCAGGACACAGGACAGCAGCAGGAUACGGUGUACGCACAGGUGAAAGUCAACAAGCCAAAAAACAGCUUAACACAGAGAGCUGCUUUGUGCUGCCAAGAGGAACUCUACGCUGAGGUCAGAAAAAGUGAGCUGUGUUAAGACAUUAACAAAGAAAUACAGAGAUCAAUGAAGUAAACCCAACAAACCACUUCCUGCACAUUUUGGGGGGUUUUCUGCUUUCCUUUAAAACUUCAUUUAGCUGCUUUCAUAUCUGUCUCACUAGUGGAAUAAAGUUUUUCUAAGAUUUCUGGAAACAUCACUGGAUCAGAAACAUCACCAGCAUGAUGUUGAGAGUUCACCUGUAAAGUGAUAAUCUGACCAGCUCUCAUUAAGGUUGCCAGUCAGAUACUUCCAGAUCACCUCACUUCAUUAGGAAUCUCCCUCUAAUCAAAUAUUACUUUUUGACUACACCCAACGUUUCAUGGAACAGAGAAAGUUUCUGAUGAACUGUAAUCCAACACAUAUUGCUUCAUGCUCUGUUGUAAAGCUUACAAAACAGUAUUGCAAUUCAUACAACAGUGUCUCCCUAAUCUCGGGCUGCAACAUCUAAAAGGAAGGCAAACUCCACAUGAAAAUAUAAAUUGAUUUACAAAAAAAUCUUAAGAGUUAGAAAUUGUGAACUUCAAAUAUUUGCAGAUUUUGUUUUAGUCUGAUGGUCAGCCCUCAUUUAUGAGCAUAUACCACUGCCCAGUCCACAAAACACUGACUCCUACAAAUACUCCUCCGAGUGAUAUGAUCCAGAUAGCACAUAAAGUGGCCUUUCUGGCCUUGAGCACACCACAAAUGUUAAAACAGGUCAAUUUUGACCCAGCAGUUCAGUUUCUGCUGCACAGUUACAUUGAUCACAUUGAAGAAUAAAUGCCAUUACUUUUCUGUAAAUCAGACUACAUGCGUAUCUUAUCUUUAAAUGUAUGAGCUGCAUGUCUAACCAGCAUAUCCCUAAAUCUGUAAGGCAUAAUAUUUUUAAAAAAAACCCACUGUGAGACACAGCAUAAACUACUGUAAGCUUUUUGAUUUGGAUGUUAUAAUAAGGGUCUUAUUAGUGCCUGUUUGUUCCUCCAGGUAUUGUUGUGGAUGCUUUGUCUGAAGAUGAACUCAAUGAAAUGUGUUCUUGUUGUUUCAUGUUAGUAUGGAGUGAUGGAACACUAAACAUUCAAAUGGUGAUUUAGAGUUUUGUCUUUUGGUAUUUAUUGUCAAGUGAAAUUUAACCAAUAAUGUGUCUGUUGUUAACAACUACUGUGAUGUCACUUUUUGGAUUUGAAUGCAGUGGAUUAGAGUACUGAAAUAAACUAUAGUCAUAUUUCAGACUGAUGAUGUUAAAUAAACUGUAUUUUAAUGAGU
Oreochromis niloticus (Nile tilapia) is the source of this 2908-nucleotide messenger RNA. RefSeq names its product sialic acid-binding Ig-like lectin 7. NCBI's taxonomy places the organism in Eukaryota, Metazoa, Chordata, Actinopteri, Cichliformes, Cichlidae. The coding region runs from base 191 to 1666 and encodes 491 amino acids. The record is from RefSeq and is a predicted model, not a curated record. The transcript is spliced from 9 exons.